CGUCAUGUUUGCUUUCACUUUCACUUCAGCUGUGACCCUGCCAAACGCAACAAGAACUCGGGUACUUUCCACUUUGAUGAAUCCACACUCAGACUUCCGACACAGUCCUGUAGAUACCCAUGACAGACUGGUCUAAUGAGGUACUUCCCCAGAAAGAGUUUUUAAGUCUGCGUCAUUUUCCGACGCGUUUCCUCUUCUCUUUUAGAGGCUGACUCUUGCCUCUUCUAUGUUUUCACAGCUGUAGGUUUGCAGGCAUAUCGGUCCGGAUCGCUCUUUAGCGCUCAGCAUGUUAGUCUCCAGUGCGCCGCAGUCCUUGCCAUUUCCGGAUCGCCUUCAGGUGAUCAAUCAGAUCCUGGAUUCCCUGAGCAGCUGUGAACGCAGGAGACUGUGCUACCUGUGUGAGAGGCCGGACGCAGACAGCAGUGUGGCCUCUGUGAAGGAGAUGCUGAAUUCUAAAGUUACGUCCCAUGAAAAUGCGCACCUCCUCCUGGAAGAGCUCAUGCUGCGAUUGGGGCGCUUUGACAUCCUGAAGAAGGUGCUUAAAGUGAGCAGAGAGGAGGUAGAGAGGAGUCUGAGGUACAAUCAGCUUCUCCCAGGAUACAGAGUGCUGAUGGUGAAUAUAUGUGAGGAUCUGGUCAUUGCCGAUUUGGAGGAUUUAAAAUUCUUGUUGAGCAAAAAAGUAUCCCGUGAGAAGACUGAGAAUGCAAAGAAUUUCCUGGAUGUGAUCAUUGAACUCGAGAAGCUCGAUUUAGUUUCACCCGACAGAGUCGACGUUUUGGAGGAUUGUUUGAGAAGCAUCGGCAGGAUUGAUCUAGCCAAAAAAGUGACCGCUUACAAGACGGCAGGUGGGAUACCUGAACAGCAUUCACCUCAACCAAGCUGCACAGCUUCUCCAAUACCACAAAGACAGCCCUUCUUCGCUGCAGCCAGAGUGAAUGCGCCUGUAUACAGAGAGCAGAGCUGUGCGAGUCAGAUAGAUUGGUACAAAUUUAACACAAAACCCAGAGGAGUCUGUGUGAUCAUCGACUGCGUGGGUAAUGAUGGAGAAAUGUUGAAACAGACAUUUAAGGCUCUUCACUUCAACGUGACCCUCUACCAGUGGCUGAGUGCUGAAGACACGCUCUCAGUUCUCAGAGAAACCAUCCGACAGAGGGAGACCCACAGAGGUGAUGGCUUUGUCUGCUGCAUCAUUAGCCGCGGUACAGCCAAUCAUCUCCUGGGUACAGAUAUGUACGGCAGAGGUCUACCUAUGGACGCUGUCAGGCGUCUUUUCAGCGCCGACGAGUGCCCCAUGCUGGCUGGCAAGCCCAAACUCUUCUUCAUCCAGAGGUACAGCGCUCCAGAGCACAUGCCCUGUGCCAGGGUGGACCACCGGGAUGAGGACCUGGAGACAGACGGCUGCGACGGACGUCCCAUAUGCAAUCAAAUCCCUACAGCUGCCGAUGUGUUCUGGAGUCACUGCUGGACGGAUGAACGUCAGCUGGAGCGAGGGCAGCAUCGCUCGGUUUACCUGAAGGCCCUGACAGACGGCUUAGAAAAAGCCCAAAGGAGGAAAACUCAUCUUGUUGACGUUCAUACGGAGGUGAACGGGGCCAUCUUUGAGCAUAACAAAAGGCAUCCUGGAGAAAACUACCACAUUGAUGUAAAACACACUUUAAGGAAAGAUCUUUAUUUAGAAUAGAGGAUUUAUCACUUUGGGCUGCAAGGUGGUGCAGUUGGUCGCAGCAAGAAGGUCGC
This is a messenger RNA of Stegastes partitus (bicolor damselfish), 1737 nucleotides long. RefSeq names its product CASP8 and FADD-like apoptosis regulator. Gene Ontology annotation, molecular function: protein binding; cysteine-type endopeptidase activity. Gene Ontology annotation, biological process: proteolysis; regulation of apoptotic process. The transcript is spliced from 10 exons. The coding region runs from base 287 to 1681 and encodes 464 amino acids. Lineage: Eukaryota; Metazoa; Chordata; Actinopteri; Pomacentridae. The record is from RefSeq and is a predicted model, not a curated record.